AUGGCACAAACCAACCCGUACGGACCCAAUCCCAGCGAUUAUCUCUCGAAUGUGUCCAAGUUCCAGAUUAUCGACAGCACCCUGAGAGAGGGAGAGCAGUUUGCAAACGCAUUUUUCACGUUGGACAUGAAACUAAAAAUCGCCAAAGCACUCGACGAGUUCGGCGUCGACUACAUCGAAUUGACGUCGCCAGUGGCGUCCGAGCAGGCGCGCGAGGAGGUCGAGGCCAUCUGCAAGCUCGGACUGAAGAGAUCCAAGGUCCUCACGCACAUCAGAUGCCACAUGCACGACGCCAAAGUGGCCGUGGAGACCGGGGUGGAUGGAGUGAACAUCUUCAUCGGAACGUCCAGCUUUUUGAGACAGCACUCCCACGGCAAGGACAUGUCGUACAUCACCAAGUCCGCCAUCGAGGUGAUUGAGUUUGUCAAGUCCAAGGGCGUCGAGGUGCGGUUCAGUACCGAAGAUUCGUUCCGAUCCGACAUUGUGGAUCUGCUCAACAUUUACAGCACGGUCGACAAGCUCGGCGUGGAUAGAAUUGGUAUUGCCGACACCGUUGGCGGCGCCAAUCCGAGACAGGUUUACGAGCUCAUCAGAACGAUCAAGUCGGUUGUUUCCUGCGAUAUCGAGACGCACUUCCACAACGACACCGGUUGCGCCAUCGCCAACGCUUACACCGCUCUCGAGGCCGGAGCCAAGUACAUCGACACGUGUGUGCUGGGUAUUGGAGAGAGAAACGGAAUUGUGCCGCUGGGUGGAUUUAUGGCCAGAAUGAUCGUUGCAGACCCAGACUACGUCAAGUCCAAGUACCAGCUGAAAAAAAUCAGAGACCUUGAAAAUCUGGUGGCAGACAUUGUGCAGGUGAACAUCCCAUUCAACAACCCGAUUACCGGUUUCUGCGCAUUCACCCACAAGGCGGGCAUACACGCGAAGGCCAUUCUGGCCAAUCCAUCCACCUACGAGAUCUUGAACCCUGAAGAUUUCGGCCUCUCGAGAUACAUCCACUUCGCCAACAGACUGACCGGGUGGAACGCUAUCAAGAGCCGUGUGGAACAGCUGAACCUGACGCUGUCGGACGACCAGAUCAAAGAGGUGACCACCAAGAUCAAGCUCAUGGGAGACGUGAGGCCGCUGAACAUCGAGGACGUGGAUUCCAUUAUCAAGGACUACCACGCGGACGUGAGCGAGGAGCAGGCGAACAAAAGACAGAGAACGGCCUAG
Messenger RNA from Ogataea haglerorum, 1218 nucleotides. RefSeq lists its product as uncharacterized. The transcript has a single exon. The coding region runs from base 1 to 1218 and encodes 405 amino acids. Gene Ontology annotation, cellular component: mitochondrion. Gene Ontology annotation, molecular function: homocitrate synthase activity. NCBI's taxonomy places the organism in Eukaryota, Fungi, Ascomycota, Pichiomycetes, Pichiales, Pichiaceae. The record is from RefSeq and is a predicted model, not a curated record.